AUGGCUGUGGGAACCAGAUGGUUCAUUCUGAGCAGGAAACUUUCAGGACUGCCUCCGCAGCGUCCUCGCCUCGAGGCGCUGCGAGCGCUGCUCCAGUCUGAAACCCCGGCUUUUGAGUUAGCUACCGAUGUGCCUGCUCAAGCAAGCGACCAGCUCGAGUGCUCCAAGCCUCACCGCGUCGACGCAUACGCAGUGCAGAAAAAGCCUGAAUGGCUGCAGGUGCGUCCUGCUGGUGACCACAAGUCCGUGGCUGAGUACAGGCGGCUCUACCGUGCAGUGCGUGACUUGAACUUGCACACCGUAUGUGAGGAGGCCCGGUGUCCUAACAUUGGCGAGUGUUGGGGCGGUGGAACUGCGACAAUAAUGCUUAUGGGAGACACUUGUACCCGAGGUUGUCGAUUUUGCAGCAUUAAAACUUCUCGAAGCCCGCCACCACUCGACCCAGCCGAACCGGAGAAUGUGAGCUCUACUAUUUCUCGAUGGGGUCUCCGCUACGUUGUUCUCACGAGCGUCGAUAGAGACGACCUUACUGACGGGGGCGCUGCGCACAUUGCCUCAACCGUGAAGCUUUUGAAACAGAGAGUGCCUUCUAUUUUGGUGGAGACGCUUACUCCGGAUUUCGGCGGGUCUACGUCGGCUGUUCACACGGUCGUUGAGUCCGGAGUCGAUGUUUUCGCGCAUAACAUUGAGACUGUUGAGCGACUUCAACAUGUUGUUCGUGACCGGAGAGCCGGUUACAAGCAGAGCCUGUAUGUUCUGGAACAAGCCAAGGCGCAUCCACAGCGUGGCAAGGAGAUAGUGACCAAGUCCAGCAUCAUGCUGGGCGUCGGAGAGACCCGAGCAGAAGUCAAGCAGAGUAUGAUGGAUCUUUUAAAUGCUGGGGUCCAGAUUCUUACAUUGGGACAAUAUCUGCGACCGUCUCGAAAAAAUAUGAAAGUUGAAGAAUGGAUUCAUCCUGAUGAAUUCGAGGAAUGGAAACACGAAGGUGAGAAACUCGGCUUUCUUUACGUAGCAUCGGGCCCACUUGUCCGUUCUUCGUAUAGAGCAGGUGAAUUUUUCAUAGAGUCUUUGUUCCGGAAAGAGCACAAACAAAGCGCCUCCAGGGGAAGCACCUCCUGGGAGAAAAAUAUUGGGUCAGGCACAGUUGCUGAGGCGGAACGACAGUAUCAAGAGAAUUUAUCGCAGAGACCCUCACCUGUCGCCUAG
This is a messenger RNA of Cyanidioschyzon merolae strain 10D, 1206 nucleotides long. Its product is annotated as lipoic acid synthetase. The record is from RefSeq and is a predicted model, not a curated record. The transcript has a single exon. Gene Ontology annotation, cellular component: mitochondrion. Gene Ontology annotation, biological process: lipoate biosynthetic process. Gene Ontology annotation, molecular function: lipoate synthase activity; 4 iron, 4 sulfur cluster binding. Lineage: Eukaryota; Rhodophyta; Bangiophyceae; Cyanidiales; Cyanidiaceae. The coding region runs from base 1 to 1206 and encodes 401 amino acids.